AUGUAAAAUCGGAUUGGAGAAAUAUAUAGCAAGUUAAAAUAACUGAUUCAUCCGCAUUCAAAUGGAAAAUUUUAUUGGGAUAUGCUCAUCAUCGUUUUGUCGCUAUUUAAUGCUUUUUAUGUUCCGGUUGAGCUUACAUUCGCUAUUGAAACUACUGAAAUGGAGGUUAUUAAUUACAUUAUGGAUUGUAUUUUUGUACUUGAUAUAGUUGUGAAUUUUCGAACCAUUUAUUUUGAUGAGAGGACGAAUGACCCAAUAACAGAAACAAGAAAGAUUGCUAUCAAUUAUGUAUUAAGGGGAAGAUUUUUUAUUGAUAUCGUAGCCACCUUACCAUUAGAGUUCAUCAGCGAAAUAAAAGAUGUCCAUAUUUCAAAAUCCUCGUUGAAAUUGAUUGGACUUAUAAAGUUAACGAGAUUAUUGAGGCUAGGGCGAAUUAUCACUUACAUAAGAAUGAGCAAAUCUUUUAAGCAUGGAAUUAAGAUAUUCCUACUUGCCAUAUAUCUAUUCUUGAUUAUUCACUGGAUUGAUUGCGCAGCAUAUUACGUAUUUAUGGUAGAAGAAGAUUGGCUGCCUCCUAAAGAUGUAAUUCCUGAUCAUACAUUCAUAUAUGAUGACUAUACCAAUGGUUAUUUUGUAAUGUUUUAUUAUGGUUCACUCUAUCUAAUGUCAAAUGAUGCACUUCCAUUCACCACACUUGAAAUUGUUUUCAGUAUCAUUUUCGUGUUUAUUGGAUCAGUAUCACUUGGUAUCCUUGUGGGUUAACUCUCAACUAUAUUAAGUCAAAUUACAAAAAAAGCAAGAAGUGAAGCUGAGAAAGUAGAUUUUAUUCAGAGCAUGAUGUUCAAUCUCAAAGUACCUGAAAUACUUCAGUAAAGAAUAAUUGAAUAUCAUUCUACCUGCAUUAGUUCUCAAUAUAUCAUAGGACCUGCGAGACUCAAAUUAUUGGCUCCAAGUUUAAUUCAGAAAAUUUCGGAUCAUUAACUUCAAAAAUUAAUCUCAGAAAAUCCAUGGUUUUCUAGCUCAGAUAAUCAUUUGGCAUCUAUGUUCUCUAAGUUUACAUCGAUUUAAUUAUAUUUGCCAGGUGAUGUAAUCUUGAAAUAAGGAGAUGAAGGUAAAAGCUUUCAUUUCAUCAUAAAUGGCUAUGCGAAUGUGGUUCGUGAAAAUAUUGAUAUGCGCUUAAGCCAAUUUUAAGAAAUAGCAAAUUAAAACCUUAACUACUAAAAGCAACAAACUAUUUUCGAAAGAUUUAAAUAAUUCUUUAUGAAUUCAUAAAGCUCUACGUUAAAAGAAGAUCUCGAAAAAAUUUAGAAAUUGGCCACAAUAAAAGUAAGCAAAAAGAGAAAUAUUGGAACUAGAAGAUCAAAUGUAUUUAUUCCUUAAGACAAUGAGGAUGAUGCUUAUAGCUUCUUGAGAGAAAUAGGACAAAAUAAUUAUUUUGGUGAAAUUUCAUUGCUUACUAAUCUUAAGAUAACAGCUUCAGUAUAUGCAAUUGAUCAAAUGACUUGUGGAGAAAUUGAACAAAGAAAAUUCUUGUAAAUUAUAAGCCAUUCCUCAGACUUUAAGAAAAAACUUAUGAAUAGAAUUAAAUAAUACUAAGAUCCUCUUUUCAAGGAAUUUGAAUAUAUACUCAGGAAUGCUUUUAUCUUCAAGCAUUUAAGUAAUGAUACUCUAAAUAAAAUCUCUCAUUUAUUCCACUAAGAAAGUAGAAUGUCUGGCCAGACACUGAUAAGAAAAAGAGAAAGACAUGACUUGAUCUACUUUAUUAGAAAGGGGGAAGUAGAGGUGAGAUUUCCAUACAGUAUGUAUGAUGCAGCUCUCUCCACAAAUAUGUAUCAUUAGUUUAUUAAUACAAUCGAUACCAAUAAAGAUGCUCAAAUCUAAGAUGAAAACAUUUAUUUUGGCAGGAUCAAUGAGGGAGGCUAUUUUAAUCUAUCGAGUGCUCUUCUAAAGAAGUUUUCUCUUUUUGAAUUCAUAGUAUCAUCGAAAAAGGUUGACUUGCUUAUUUUGAAUGCAGCAGAUUUAGUUUUUUUAUCAAAGAAGUGUGAGGAUCUAUACUAUGCUUUGGAAACUCAUGCUGUGCUCUAUGAAGUGGAUGGACAAAAAUACGACUUUAACAGAUAAAUAAGAAAACCACCAACUCAUAAUUCAAGAAUAGAUUCAGAAUAUAUACAUCAGAAAAAUAAAAAUCUGCUGAUAAAACAAAUUAAAGCAAUAAAGCCAAAAGAGUUUCUCAACCUCAGAAUUUUUGGAUUGCUCGAUGAACUUUUUAACUUAAGAAGAGAUAAGUAUAUUAAAUAAAAAAGAAGGAAAUAUCUGAAAGAAUUAAAGGAAAAAAGACUUUAAAAUCAUAGUUGGCUUAAACAGUUUAUAACUAUGAGGGAUUAAGCAAAUCAAUUCAAUCAGGAAUUUACAGAAGAAACAGAAGAAUAGCUUAUGAAAGUCCUUGAUACAAUUAAAGAUAAGGACAAACUUCUUGAAAGCUUUAAAGGCUAAGUUUGUAAAAUGCAAAAUGAUUUGGAAAGAAGAUCUGAUAGAUUCAUUUAGGUGAAAUGCUUUUAGGCAGGCAUCGAAGUGCAAGAGUUUGAGGAUAUGAUUUAACAAGCUGACUAAGUUAAGGAUCAAACAAAAUUAAAUAUCAGCACAGCUGGCCCAGAAUUUGGAGAUAUUUUGGAUGAAGAUUAUAUAGCGAAGUCUGAGGAAUUAAUUCAUAAAUAACCAUUAUCUGAGCAUAAUAAAUCUGAUACUAGUGUCACAGACAGUGAUGAUGUCGAGACAGAGUUCGAUGACAUCCGUUUUAUCAUAGAAAAACACAAGUAAGAGGAAAUGAUGAUGAAGCAAUCCCACAAAAAGAGUUUAAGUAGGGAGAAAUUAUUUAAACUAGAAAAUGUGGAUCUAGAGUUGUUGAAAAAUCAAAAAAGCUUUGUGCAGUUAGAAUCUAUAAAUAUUGACUUUCGAGAUAAAAUAAAAAAAGCUAAAGAAAGCAGAUUGUAGUAUAUGUAUAACAGAAGUAAAAAAUCAGUCUAAUCUUGA
Stylonychia lemnae is the source of this 3030-nucleotide messenger RNA. Lineage: Eukaryota; Ciliophora; Spirotrichea; Sporadotrichida; Oxytrichidae. The record is from the annotation of a GenBank genome assembly.